AUGCACACUUCACCUCAUGAUUCUGCCUCAUCACACUCACCUCAUGAUUCUUUUGCCUCAUUUCACACUCACCUCAUGUCUCAUGCCUCAUCACAAUCACCUCAUGUCUUCUGGCCUUCAUCACACUCACCUCUAUGUCUCUGCGGCCUCAUCACAAGUUCACCUCAUGUCUCCUUGCUCUCAUUCAGCACCCACCUACGGGAGGUCCUCGGUCUCCUGACGCAGGUGUACUCCGCUUCACCUGGCCGGAGCGACAUCACCUACCUCGAUACGGUUCUGGAACGACUGAAAUCUUGCUACCGCGGGGUCACCAGCCAACAGAACAUCAUGGAACCUUCUCCGCCAGCGCCCCCGUCAGGUCAUCCUGGGUCGGUUCCCUCGCCCUCCGCCACCAGGUCACCGGUUCCCCUGAGACCGCCGCUCGUCUCCGUUUCGGAUAUUGAACAGCGCCUCGUGUUCACCAAGUUCACGCAGUAUGCGUUUCCCUCCCUCGCAGCCGUUCGCGCCUCAACGACAGCGGCGCCAGUGCGGUCUUCGGCGGGCGAGAUCAGCAAGUUCGAAGGGCGCCACCUCAAGCAGUACUGGCUCAUGCUGUUCACGGACCUCCUCCUGUUCACGAAGAUCAACCGGGACCGGGUGAUAUUCGGAUGGGAGACCCGGUGCCACUCUGUGCGGGGUGUGCCAGGCGAUAUAUCACGGUCAAGAAGAAAGGUCUUGAAUGGGCUAGCGACCCCGGCAACCCAGGCUUCACGAACUCAAACCUUCUCUCUCUCUCUCUCUCUCUCCCUCUCAUUCUCCAGGUACGUGUGUCAACAGCAGCAAGCGACGCCACAAGUCUACGGGGAAAACGCUGCCAGUCUCGCCCGGGCAGUCAGCACGGACGGUCUGUACUUCUCCAACCCUGCGCGCUCGGGUCGCUACAGCAGCUCGGUGGGCGACUUGAGACGAGGGGGAGGCGAGCUGGAGGGUGAGGUCGUGAUCGAACUUGACGAUGAACCCCGGAAGGCCUCGUCGACCUCGAUCGCCGCCGUGUCGACCUCUUCGCUCUCGAGAGUGAACCACCGAGUCAAGGGGCGAGGAGGGCCUUCGGAAGACCUCGUCCUCGACAUCCACGAUGAGGACCCGAAGACCACCGCGCGCGUCGCCAGGGCCGCCAAGUACUCCCGGGGCAAGGUGAAGCGCAACGUCGAGGAGGAGAUCACGCUCGCCCUCGACGACGACGAUGGAGCGGACAGUGCCUUAGCCAACCAGAACCUCCGCCACAACUCCAUCCCCAACAUCGUCGUCUCGCAGAACGCCGACGAUGAGCCCUUCGACCCCGACCUCUCCCGCGUCUGCGAGGACUACGACGAGGACAUCAUCAUCGAGGACCUGAGGACGGGCAACCGCUCCUACGUGGUGGACCCGCGCAAGCCCAAGGGCCUCGGCGGGAGGGUCAAGGACAGGCUGUUCCCCAACCGCCAUCUGCCCAAGAAGAAGAAGAUGAACCGCGCCCAGAAGGUCGAGAAGUACGUGGACUCGCUGGUGGUGGAGGACGAGAUGGGCCGCGUCACGCCGGUGUUCGAGCGCGAGGAGGACCUCACGCACGACGACUUCGAGCAGAAGAGGAAGGACCUCCUGCAGCGCAAGCCCAAGAACUUCAUCGAGGGCGAGGAGGAGAUCAUAGCCUUGGACUUCCCCUCGACGUCGGGCUCCCAGAUGCCCUCGACGGCGGCGGAGGAGCGGCGGAAGGGCGGCCCGAGGAAGGGCGGGGACAAGCGCUCCGCCAUGAGGCUGGAGGGCAUCGAGGAAGAGGUCAUCGAGAGGAGCUCCGUUGUCGAGGCGCCGACGAGGCCGGAGACCAUCCUCUCGCCCGAAGGGUACGAGGACUACAUCGGCGACGCCCUCGAGGACGACUACCCGGAGCUCGCGGGGACCACAGACGCGGCUCUGGACAACCAGCAGCUACAGAUUCAGCAGCAACUGAUCCAGCAGCAGCAGGAGCAGGAGGAGCAGCUGGCGUUAGAAGAGGAGGAGCGGCAGGCCCAGCUGAUGUACGAGGAGUACCAGCGGCAGCAGGCAGAACCCACAGGUCCUCUUUCAGGUUCGGAAUCAAUGUGUUUUAUGGAUGACCACAGCCCCACCAGUAAUGGUAACUGUGAUUACUACCAUAGAUGCGUAGCUAAGUGCCCACAUGAGCGGGCUAAGGCGUCCCGUGGCGGGGACAGCGUAGUUACCGUUAAUGUGAUUGGCCGCAACCCCGACGCUAGUGAGGUCGCGUGUAGAACCAUAGAUGACGAUAAUGUUACCUGUAGAACCAUACCUGAUAUCCAAGGAGUAACCUGUAGAACCAUACCCAAUAGCCAUGAGGUGACCUGUAGAACCUUUCCCGAUAAUACAGAAGUCUCAUGUAGAACUAUUCCCGAAGUCAAUAACAGUGUAACCACUAAUGCUAUGUGUGACAACAAUGUGCUGAACAAUAACGAGAGUAUGAAUAGUUUUGCUACUCAGUUUAGAACUAGUUGUGUCGCUAGCGGUGUGACGGAUAGUGUACGUAACGAGAAGCAAGUAAGAACUAGUGUCAGUAGUUCGACCAGUGCCUCAGCCGAUUCCAGGAACAGCAGUACAAGCGCCUCCGAGCACAGUAGCAUGUCCAUAAGCACAGGUAGCGUGUCGAGUAACGUGUCGAGCGUGAACAGGAACAAGACGAGACUGUUCCUCCCCACGAGUACAACGAGCCUCCCCGAGAUAUCCGUAGAGCCCCCCACCCCCCAGGCCCCCAAGCCCAAGGACACCUUCGACCGAGAGAACAAAAUCAAGUAUGACCUCAAAGUGCCUGGUUACCGUAGCAUGUUCCUCACUGUCCCUGGCUUCGACGACGACGACGCGGAGAGGUUCCUGCCGAGGUACAGCCUCGACAGCGACGACGAGGACGACGACGAGGAGAGCAGCAGCGAGGACGACGACGUUGUUCAUAAACCCAGAGUGUUGUCUUCCCUCGCAGGUGUGGCGGAGUCGCGGGGCCUGAAGCGCUACGGCAGCAGCUGCGACAUCUCGCGCUUCGAGCAGGGCGACGGCGGCGGCUACGACCGCAGCAACGACUUCAACGGGAACGUGGAGGCGUUCGGGCGCACGUCCAAGGUGGGCGGCACGGGCUCGGGCGCCUUCGUGGCCGGCAAGCUGGCCAUGUUCGAGAAGGUCAACGAGGAGGAGUACCAGCGGUUCGUCGAGUGCCAGGAGGUGCGCAGGCGCGUGUUCCGGCCGCCCCGCAAGAGCGGCGAGUACAUCGAGAAGUUCUACAGCCCGCAGGUGAUCGACAACGUCGACGCCCGCGCCACGGAGAGGGGCCGCAGCCUCCGCUAUUACGACGACGAGUACGACAGCUUCGACAACCCGAGGUCGCAGGCGUCGCCCACCCCCGAGAGGUCGCCCACGCCCGACAGGACGUACUCGCCGGCGGUGCGGGCGGCGUCGGCGCGGGCGCACACCGAGUACAUCACCACCAACAGCGACUCCAAGAGCCUGCUCAGCGGCUGCUCCAGCAACGUCUACGCCAGCCCCUGCAAGGCGCCCCGCUCGCCCUCGCCCGUGCAGGACUACGGCUACAGCGACUUCGACUACAACACCUACGACUACGUAGGCGAACGCCAGAAGUCGCCCUCGCCCACCAACGACUUCUCGGACAUCCUGCGGGACUCGCCGGCGCUGCAGACGAGCUACGACUUCGCGGGAACCAGCAGGGCCAGCACGCCCGUCGCCAGCGCCGCCUCGCCGCCGCCGCCCGCCGUCGCCGUCAGCCUGGAGCAGCAGACGGACGAGGUGCGUCGCGGCUGCGGCAAAACUUUAAAACAGGCCAAUGAUAUAUGUAGCCACCUUGCUUAUCUCUACAUCCAGGUGGAGUAG
This is a messenger RNA of Penaeus vannamei (Pacific white shrimp), 3882 nucleotides long. The record is from RefSeq and is a predicted model, not a curated record. NCBI's taxonomy places the organism in Eukaryota, Metazoa, Arthropoda, Malacostraca, Decapoda, Penaeidae.